This is a messenger RNA of Penicillium canariense, 759 nucleotides long. RefSeq lists its product as uncharacterized. The coding region runs from base 1 to 759 and encodes 252 amino acids. The record is from RefSeq and is a predicted model, not a curated record. The transcript has a single exon. NCBI's taxonomy places the organism in Eukaryota, Fungi, Ascomycota, Eurotiomycetes, Eurotiales, Aspergillaceae.
AUGCCGUCCUCGGCCUCUAGAUCUACAGACUCCAGUCCGCCUCGAGGGGUAACCGUCCCAAAGCCACAGGUGUCACCUCCUCGGCCACAAGCUCGCUCAGCGGGCAUGGCAGAGAGGGCCUCUCGAAAUGAGAAUUUAUCAGACCUGGUUCGCUUCUUUCAGACGGCCCAGAAUGCGCCUAUGCCGACUCCUGCACCUGCGCAAACACCAACAUCCCCGGAUAGCACUACAGCGCUACCUAUCGUCACCGAAUCCAAGGAGCCUAAGCCGCUGGCCAAAGAGACAAAGUCAUUGCACCGGCGCCUGCUGCAAUUUACUCAACGUCCGAAGAAAGAUUCGUCACCUAAAUUCAAGGUAGAUGAGAAUCAGCGCCAAAUCGAAGCACUCCAACGAGAAGGAUACCUCCUCCACACUCCGAAGCCUAAAAGCACACACUCAUCCAAGGGUAGCAUUGAUUCGAAGAAUAGCCUGGAGCGAACAUUCUCCAAGUCGAAGAGGCAGGAUGUCGAAACCAUCGGACAACCGUGGCUGGAAAAUGACAACAAGAAACAAACGGUCGAUGCCAAACGCCGCCUAGCGUCGCUGGAUCUCAGCGACUUCGGCUCGAUGGUCGACGUGGCUGUUUCGUUGUCAUCGCAGUUCGACGACACGUCGCCCCCCCUUACCAACCGCCAUCUUCAAGUGGUGUCGCACCUCGAAGGGAGCAGAUCGUUGCCUCUCGUUCUUCGCCUACGCUGCCACUUCCGGGUUCUUCUAUAG